Ophidiomyces ophidiicola is the source of this 2841-nucleotide messenger RNA. RefSeq lists its product as uncharacterized. Gene Ontology annotation, biological process: cytoplasmic microtubule organization; spindle assembly; microtubule nucleation. Gene Ontology annotation, cellular component: spindle pole; centrosome; gamma-tubulin complex. NCBI's taxonomy places the organism in Eukaryota, Fungi, Ascomycota, Eurotiomycetes, Onygenales, Onygenaceae. Gene Ontology annotation, molecular function: gamma-tubulin binding; microtubule minus-end binding. The transcript is spliced from 2 exons. Bases 1 to 2841 code for a protein of 946 amino acids. The record is from RefSeq and is a predicted model, not a curated record.
AUGGAUGUUCGGCAAACAGACGACCCCUUUACAGUCGAAAUCCCCAGGGAGUCGGCGUUCUUCAAAAUCCAGCCCUUGAAGCCACUGGAACAAUUCUCUUGGAACGAUAAUUUUCCAGACCUAGCUCAUGGCGUUUUUAGAGAACAGUCCCGCAUUUUUAUCCAAGAUGAAACCAACAUAUUUCCCUUGAAUAUUUUUGGUGUAGAAUCGCCAUAUACUUUGGGCUCGACUCCGGAUCCGUCUUCACCGACUCGAGCCAACGAGGGCCAAGACGACUGUGUGGACAAGUCGAGUGAGACCGAUGACAUCUGGGAACUAAAUAGGAUCUCUAAAGCUGCCACGGACUCUCGGUUUCUCAGGUCUUGGGAUACCUUUCCCCACCAUAAGCCUCAUACACUUUACCCAACCUACCUCAGUGAAGCUGGAUCAGCUGGCUUCGAUGCCGCCUUGGUCUUCCAGGCUAGCCAAACUGGCCUUGAAGACUCAGGACGAGCAGUUCAGACUGACAUCUUCAUACUUUCCCUCUUCCAACUAGGCUUGGGGUGGAGCACUGUAUUUUUCCAAUUUAAUGAACAAGCGCGAAAAUUCGAGAAGUCAAUGAAAGAUGUACGAAUAUCCGGAAUAAGCCUGACAUCCUUAGAUGCAUUCAUCGAAGAACUUUUAGUCUGUGGGUCUCAAGUGCGUCACAUUAGAAAGUUCCUGGCGUCAACACCUGAACGAGCCGGCCUAUCCCCCGCUCUGGCUAAUUUUUCACACGUUGUUUAUGUCCUGCUAUAUGGUCUUGAAAAUCACCUUUUCGAACGGUGGCAAUGCGGCCCGUCAUUACUUGAAACGCAAAUACUUUUUAGGCGCUCACAAUGCUUAAUCAGAUGCCUUACUGAUAUAAUCGAAACCGUGAAAGACUCGGUGGUGGAGAGCGAUGUGAUUUCGGCCGUUCUCCUGAGAUGUGAGCAUCUCUCGCAUGAAUUUCUCUGGUUGACAGAUAUUUUACACGAAAUUCUCGUUGUCACUGCUGGAACUUGGCUUUCUAGGACUGCAAAGUUAAUUGGCUUGCCUACACCAGGAGUGACCUGCUCUGAUAGAACACAUUCCCAAGAUUCCCCAUUCCACAUUGAGAGCGGAGCCGCCUUGAUGGAGGCGGGGACUGUUUCUAAUUUGACAUCUGGAGUUGUUAGCUACGAGCAGACUGAAAUUAUUUCAGAAUGCGCUAAAAGUCUUUGUUUUCUCAGAACCUUCCACCCCGAUCAUCCACUUGCAAGAAAAAUGGGCCUGCAAAGUUCUACUCGUAUAUCACUAGAAUGUGCCUUUACGUGGGACGAUAUGGAUCGGAUUCAGGAUAAGGCCAAUGCCUAUGAGGCGAGCCUCCGUGUGGACAUAUUGAAGUAUAGCCAUGGGAGGGAAUACUCCACUCAAAAUUUACCGGACCUAGUCAGACCCCCUCGCAAGGAUGAGGCGAAAGACUCAACGAUCAAUAAGAUCUUUCAAUUAAGCGAUUUAAAGUUUGGGGCUUGUGAAUCCAAGCUCGACGGCAAAGACUCGGCCUCUUCCUGCAAGCUGUACCAUCUCGUUUCAAAUAGUCCGUGCGUUGAUGCCAGGAAAGGGUUGGGUGUCGAACUGCCAUUAGGGCCGCCUCUUCUAUCAGCCCUAGGCCUAUCCUUCAUACCCAUUCUAUCCGCACAAACCAGACUUAUCAAUUUUUCCUGCCUUCAUCUGCUUUUCAAAAAACACAAACUCAAAAUGCAUCUACGACUACUGUGGCGCUUUCAGCUAGUUGGGGAUGGUGCGUUUCUAUCCAGACUAUCCACAACCCUGUUCGACCCUAAUAUGCAAAGUGGUGAGCGAAAAGCUGGUGUUGCGCGUGGCGGAACGAAUACUGGCCUUCGUCUUGGUAACAGAGAUACUUGGCCUCCAGCUAGCUCAGAGCUCCGUUUGGUACUAAUGGGGAUGCUGGCUGAAUGCCAUGCUGAGUAUUUGGGCACUAAUUCAGAAAGGUCCGAGACGCUUAAAGUAAAUAAAGAUUUACCAGGUGGGCUCAGCUUUUCGAUUCGCGAUCUCUCCGAUGACGAGCUCGUCAAAUGCAAGGAUCCAAAUUCUCUCGAGGCACUCGAUUUCCUUUGCCUUCAGUAUACUACACCCCCUGCACUAAAAGAUGCCAUCACGCUACGAAGCUUAAGAAAAUAUGAUCGCAUAUUUAAGCAUCUACUAAGGCUAGUACGACUCUUAGCAACAGUACGUAGUCUUAUACGAAGCUCUCGAGGCCGCCCCUUAAGAAGCGCAAUGCCCCAUGAGCAAAAGUUUUCCUACGAGGCAUUUCAUUUUGUCCAAGCUGUUAGCGAAUAUUGUUUCCACAUUUGCGUUAGCGAAGCCUGGCAUAGGUUCGAAAAGACGCUUUCAAAAAUUGACAAGUGCAUUGAUGACGGGGAUAUUGAUGGAACGAUUGAUCAUGCAAAAAGUGUUCACAGACUUAGAGACUACCAUGAAGAUGUUCUGGAACAGAUUCUGUUUGCAAUGUUGCUGAGCAAGAAGCAUGAACAGGCAAAUGCUUCGUUGGAGGGAAUUUUCGGCACAAUACUCUCCUUCGCACAGCACUUGAAACCAGAUAAUGACAAUGCAAGGCUACUCCGUUCAUCUGGCCGGUCAACCCAGGAAUUAUUUGUCCUAUUCAGAAGACAGGUAAAAGGAUUUGUUCGAUUUUUAAAAAGUAUCGGGCGUGUCCAGUCAAUCCGAAGAAAAGCAAGAUACGACGAUUUGGAAACAUGGGGAGCUGGUCAGACUGAUGCUAGUACGAAUAGCAUUUUUGAUCAUUUGUUGCUGAAACUUGAUAUGACUGAAUUCUACUAG